Messenger RNA from Phytophthora infestans T30-4, 1608 nucleotides. Its product is annotated as Amino Acid/Auxin Permease (AAAP) Family. NCBI's taxonomy places the organism in Eukaryota, Oomycota, Peronosporomycetes, Peronosporales, Peronosporaceae. Gene Ontology annotation, molecular function: amino acid transmembrane transporter activity. The record is from RefSeq and is a predicted model, not a curated record. Gene Ontology annotation, biological process: amino acid transmembrane transport. The coding region runs from base 1 to 1608 and encodes 535 amino acids. Gene Ontology annotation, cellular component: vacuolar membrane. The transcript has a single exon.
AUGACUGGAGCAGGGUCAAGAGAUUCCCUCAGCACAUCGAGGGAUGAAUGCGGCCGUGAGCCUUUUUGCCUUGCCGCCGCCACGUCCACUUCUCGUUUUGCUCCGGUCGAAAUAGCCGCAGCAUUUCCUUUUUACCACAAGAGUCGAGACCGUCAGACGUCUAACAUCAUGGCGUUCUUCACGUCCGAGGACCUCAAGAUCUCCUUCAACUUCUUCUGUACCGUGUACGGUAUCGGCACACUUGGCUUGCCAUCCAACUUUGCCCGUUCGGGUCUCACACUCGCCAUCAUCGCGCUGCUGUUCAUGGGUUUCGCCAACAUUUGCUCGUGCGUCGCCAUCUCGCGUGUGAUGUUGGCUGCCCCAAAGACGGUCAAGACGUACGGUGACGUUGGCGAGUGGUGCUGCGGCUCUAUUGGCCGAUACCUCGUGCUCUUCGUCCAGUUCGGCGUGUGCUGCUUGGUGCCGACCGCGUUCCUGGUGCUCGGCGGUAUCCUGCUCGACGGUAUCUCCCCGGACGCCUUCGACCAGCAGUACUGGAGCAUCAUCAUGGCUGCGAUGCUGCUUCCCGUAAUUCUGACUCCGACGCUCAAGGAAGGUGCUGCCGCCGCGUUCGCCGGCUGUGUCGGCACGCUUCUUGCUGACGCUAUCGCUCUUGGUGUGCUGGUGAACGGCAUCGGCUCGGACCACCCGGCCGUCAUCUCCCCCGACUUCGACUUCGGUCAGGUGGCCAGUUCCUUCGGUAACUUGGCACUGGCCUACUCCGCCGCGGUGCUGGUGCCGGCUCUGCAGCGUGAGCACUCGCAGCCCGAGCGUAUGCCACGCGUGGUUGCCACCACCAUGGCGUUCACGGCUUGUCUGUUCCUCAUCAUCGGUGUGACUGCGUACUCCUACGUGGGGUGCCAAAUCCCCGGUAACCUUCUGUUCGCUAUUGGCGGUACGGCCCUCGACCUGAACGCCAACCGCGGUGCUGUUGUGCUUGCUUACAUGUUCAUGCAACUGCACAUCACCAUCGCUAUGUCCGUGAUCCUGAACCCCGUGCUCUACAUCGCUGAGCGCGGCAUUCUGGGCAUGCACAAGCGUCCUGUUCUUUCCCAUGUGGACGAGGAAUCUCCGGCGUUCGAAGUUAUCAACACGCCGUCACAUCCGAAGGACCACGGCGGCCCAUCUGUCACGUCGUUGGCGGACGCCGAGUACGAUCUGUCCCCCGACGCACUGGUUGAAGAGUACCACAACAGUGGCCCCCUCGUGACGGCCAAGUACAUGGCACUCCGUAUUGCCAUCGUUGUGAUCCUCCUCAUUAUCGCUAUUAUCUUCAAGGACCACUUUGUCGACUUCACGGACUUUGUCGGUGCCUGGGCUGUGUCUAUGGCUUGCAUCAUCCUGCCGAUCUUCUUCUACCUUAAGGUGUUCUGGAACCACACGCCUUGGUACGAGAAGGCCAUCGGCGCCUUUAUUAUCGUCGUCUGCGCUGGCCUUGGUGGCUAUGUAACGUACACGACGGGCAAGAACCUCUUCCUCGACAUUGUGAGUGAUAAGACCUUCCAGUACUGCCCCGCAGGCCACGACAUGGUCGUAUACACGAACGAAACCUUCUACGGCAACAACUAG